Messenger RNA from Nilaparvata lugens (brown planthopper), 3021 nucleotides. RefSeq lists its product as uncharacterized. The transcript is spliced from 2 exons. The record is from RefSeq and is a predicted model, not a curated record. NCBI's taxonomy places the organism in Eukaryota, Metazoa, Arthropoda, Insecta, Hemiptera, Delphacidae. Bases 52 to 459 code for a protein of 135 amino acids.
GGGUGAAAUGAGGGGUGAAGGCGGCGUUGGAGGGGAGAUGGACGACUAUAAAUGCUGGGUUUCAAACUCACAGGUUGUCAGAGGCCUUCGAGCAUCCGAGCCAAGCGCAUCAUCAGAGCAGCAUCACCGCCUCCACGAUCUCAUAUCCGUCCACCAUCUUCAUCUUCAUCCACCAGCAUGUGCAGGCGUGCCCAUUCUCCACCCCCUGCCAUAUCACAGCCACACAUUUCAGUACAGGUUAAACGCCCCUGCCUGGUUCGCAAAUUGGUCGGGUCAGCCCGAAUCAACCUGAACGACUAUUGGAAAGUUCUGGAGGCGACGAUGGAUCCGCACGCAAAUAAUUGCGAGAACGAGAACAUCGACAACGAGAGGAAAAUGGCGAAUCUUCGUAUCAAGGACACCACCAACGAUCGGGUAGCUACCUCCAAUCAGUCCUUGGUGUCGACAACGAAGAUGUAGCACCGAACUCCUGAUCAGGGGGAAACAAUCCUAUUGCUUCACACAUCAGGGUUCAUCAUAGCCUACUCCUCUUUCUUCUGUAUGAAUGUGAGUAUCAGGUGAAUGAUCCUAGUACUUUUUCAAAAAAUUAUUUGAAGCAAUGACAUCACAAAAUGAUUGUAAUCUACAGUACUCCAAUGCAGUAAACUUCAAAGUAAUCGUCUAGCUCUCCAAAACUAUCACUCCACAGUUCUAUAGAAUCCAUCAUUCCAUUCGAACAAUAUUUUCUCUAUUCGACAAUAAACUAUAAAUUGGUUUAAUAAUAAUAUUCCAUAGAUGGUUGGAUAUAACAAUAUUGUGAGUUCAUCCGACAAUGAACUAUAGAUUGGUUCAAUAAUAAUAUUUCAUAAAUGGUUUAAAAUAACAAUAUUGUGUUGUACAAAAAUAACAUACAUAAUAGAAUUUAUGAGCUAUCAGCUUUGAAGGUCGUUAGGGGUAUGAUUGAAUUUCUCACAUUGUCUUCCAUUAGAUAAGAUUAAUCAUAGGAAUGGGUAGAAUUACUUCAAUAAAAUCACUAGCUGUCUUCCAAGCAUUUAAGUUAGAAUAACAUUUUUUGUAAUUAGAUGUUAUUAUUAUUAUUAAAUUAGUUUGAUAUAAUUAGUUGAGAACCAAAAUAAUUAUAUAGAAUUAACACCAGCAAUAUUUUUUUCAAUUUAUGAAUUUGUUCAUAAAAAUUUGCUAAUGUUGCUUUACAACAUUCUAUCGUUUUAUUUAUGGAAUCAAUUUUUUGAUGUGGUGGAGGAUUAUUAUUGUUAGUGAAUGAUGCAUACGGUUCUCCACUAACAAUAAUGAUUCACCACUUCAAAAUUUUGAUUUCAUGAAUGUAAUGAUGAUUUGGGGUGAAUUUUCUGAGCAAAUUAAUAUAUUUGAUAUAUUGCUGGUGUUAAUUUUAGAUAUUUCUCAGAUAGGCCGAUUGUGUAAGAUAAUAAGUGAAUUUUAGUUAACUUCUUAUAAGAUUGGGAGGAUUGAAUAUUUUUAUAUAAUUGGACAUACUUUUAGAAUGAUCCACAGAUUGAAAUGUAGAUUCUGGAUAUCUAGAUUUAAACGAUCAGUACUUGUAAGGAAUCAAUGUCUUCCAGUUAUUAUAUUGAUAUUUUAGAAUUAUGUAGUAUGAUUUCUAUUUGUUUUGUGACUCAAUUGAAGAAUAGUAGAUGAAUUACUGAGAAUGAUUGCAAUCCAAAUAUAAUUAUAACUCAAAUUAAGUCUUGCAAUUAUCAAUUCUGCUGAAAUCAAUAUCUAAUUCAGAAAAGUAGUCCAUUGAUGAACUCACGUAAUAUCGUCUAAAUUACUUUUCACUAAACUCCAUCCAUUACAAAUCAACAAUACACUCGAUAGACUGGUCUAUUCUAUUCUAUGAGAAUCUAGUUCCAUUCAGUAGUAUGGACUUACUUGGCAAGUGAUUUGAUCCAUGAAUAAAAGAUUGAAUUCUCAUCUCAGAACGAACUUAUUGUGCCAUGAUUGAGUUUCAAAACAGUGUUGGUUAGAAGCUUUAAUUGUAUUUUUAAUGAUAUGGUAGCGUAUGAUAUGAGUAGCAAUUAAGGAAACCCAAUGGUCUUUCAUUAGUAGCAAGAAGUUUAGAAUAGUUUGGAGAGCACCAAAUAUCCAAGCAAUCUCGUCGGAUUAAAUAAUUUUAAACAAAACUGAACCCUUGAUAGAGCAAGUAGUUGAUGGCUACAUUAGUGAUUUUAGAUUCCGUUUUUAGAUUCCGUGAUAUUUUUCUCAUUUGAAAUUAAAUGGCCGAAUAGAUAAUACUUGUUCUCAAUAAUUGGAUUUGAAAAUGCAACACUACUUAAUAAUAAAAAUGGUGCUCUCCGCAUUUUUCUGUGAUAUAGUUAUAGCAAGUGGAUUUUAUAUUUCUAUCGAUAAGUUUUUUUGUACUCAGGUAGUUUGAAAGUAGUAUUUUGAAUUUUUAUUGAUGAUUUCUUAGCGAUUUGCUCUGGAAUCAGAACAGCUUUCAUGAAUAUCAUAGUUUUAUGUGAUUUUUGUGUAGAAUAGGUAGAAUUUAGAAAUAUAUCUCUGAUCCUUAUAUUUUCCCAUGAAAUCAUGCAUGAAGAAUUGAAAAUCAAAGUUAUAAUGUUUAUACUUUUUUUACAUAAAUUGGAUCGAGUAUUGAGUAUACUACAUAAAAAACCUGUGAUAAAAUGCUUUAUUUAGUUUUAUAUUUAUUAAUUCGUAUUGAAUACUGCCUAGGAUAAGGUUUAAUUUAGGUAUAGAAUUGAUUUGUAACAAUUUAUUCUUAUCGUUUUGUUAAAAAAUGUGUAGUAUACUGUAACUAUAUAACCAUAUUUAUAUAGUUACUGUAGUCUAGUAGUUUUAUAGGAGGGUCGAUUUCAACCACAACUCAAUUUAUCGAUUUAAUCAGAUAUAAUUAAUUUACUCGUACAUUUCACUUGUAUAUUUUUUAUUGCGACUUGUAUUCUCUAAACAUGUAAUUGUAUGAUUGUAGAUAGUAAUUAGUAUGUAGUUUUUAUAAAAGUUUGUAAGUAUUCUUAUAUUUUCUUAAAAUAAAUGAUUUCAACAAUA